AUGAUUAAAUGCCCGUUUUUUAUAGCAUUCCUAUUUAUAUCAAUUUAUAUAAAUUUUAUAAAGUGUGUGUCUUUAUAUAUAAAAAAAAAAAAUAAUAAUACUAUUUUGGCUAGUAGUAAUAAAUUUUUAUUUCCUUUAAAAAAUUAUAAAUCACUAAAUUUUAUAAACCCUGUUAAAAAUGUAUACAAAUAUACAAUCAAAUUAAAUGAACAUAAAAAAAGUAUUAAGGAUGUGAUAAAGGAAUCGAUUAAUUUACCUACCCAAUUUUUGCCAACGACCUACAACAGUUUUGACAGGCAAAUAGUGGUGCAAGAGUUAUGGAACAAAAACAAUAUAUAUGAAAAACGAAAUUUUUCAAAUAUAAAAAAAUGUAUAUAUAAUGAAAAUAAAGACAAUUUGAAGGGGGAGACAAUAAGGGAUGAUCUCCAAAACAGCUUACCCUAUGAAAUAAAAAAUGGAAAAAAAAAUAAGACAAAAUUUGAAAGAGAAAAGGUUUUAAAAAAUAAUUUUAUGGAAUAUCUUCAAGAUAAUGAAUUAAAAUCAUUUUCAAAAAAAAAUAUUAAUAAAAAAUAUGUAUUAUCCAACCUAUUUAAUAGACUAAUUAAAAAAAUAAAAAUUAUACAUGAUGGACCACCAUAUGCAAAUAAUGACAUUCACAUUGGUCACAUAUUAAAUAAAAUAAUAAAAGAUAUAUAUUUAAAGUUUUUUUUGUUGAAAAAUUUUUUUGUAUUAUUAAUACAUGGAUUUGAUACUCAUGGUUUACCUAUUGAAUAUAAUGUUAUGAAGUUAUUAAAAAUAAAUAAUAUACAAGAUAUAAAUUUAAAUGAUUAUCCAUUUAACACAAUCGGAUGUCCAAAUAUUUACACUAGUCCCCCUAGUCAUAUACUUAGUAAAAUACGAACCCUUGUAAAAAAAAAAGGAGUCAACAAUUUAUUUCAUGGAAAUUUGUUUCAAAAAUAUAAAUCUAUAAACAGUCUGAACAGUCUGAGUAAAGAUAAUAUAAUGAAAAGGAAGAUAGAUAACUUUAAAACUUUAUGUAAAUUAUACUCUUCCCAUUUUAUAAAUAAACAAUUCAUUUCCUUAAUUUCGUAUGGAAUAUGGGGAUAUUGGAAUUACUCUUAUAUUACGUUUUACAAAUUUUAUGAGAAAAUCCAGAGAAGUGUUUUUGAAAAUCUUCUCAAAAAGAAAUAUGUAUACAUUAGCAAUAGGCCCAUAUACCAUAGUCAUGCAACAAAGACGGUACUUUCAGAUAGCGAAAUAAUUUACAAAAAUCGGGUUUGCAAUUCCUUUUAUUUUUUUUACAAUUUUUAUAAAAUAGGAAAUAAUUAUUUAUUAACAAUUUUAAACACCAUUAGAGAAAACAAAUUAAUAAAUGAAAUUAUUCAACUAAGUGAUGAAGAAAUAAAGUUUUGUCAAGACAACUAUGAAAUGAUUGUAAAUUACAUACAAGGAAAUAAUUUUCUGAACAAUAAUUAUUUGAAGACAGUAGUAAACAAAAUAAGAAAUAAUUUAUUAUCGAAUAUAAAAAUUUUAGUAUUUACGACACAAAUAUAUACAAUAUUUAAUAAUAAAGCAUUAUUAAUACAUGACAAAUAUUUAUAUAGAAUUGUAAAAGGAACAUAUGAAAAUUUAGAGAGUAUAUAUUUUCUUAUAUGCGAUAAAUCUUUUGAUAUGUUUUAUGAAAAUUUUAAAAAAUUUUAUAGUAAAAAAAAUAAAAUUAUUCAAUUUAAAACUAUUGCUACAUUACAAGGAAAUUGUUUUAAUGAUUCUACAUACUAUAAUUUUAUUAACGAGCAAGAAAAUAAAUUUUUAUUGGUUAGUAAAAAUGAAGUAGAUGAGAAUUUUGGGUCAGGCAUUGUCCAUAUCUCACCAUCUCAUGGGUUUACUGACUACAAUUUGUAUUACAAAAAUAAUAAACUCAAAAAGGUGUAUUUAAAUAAGUCUAAUUAUGACGGUGCUAAAAACGGCUUAGAAGAAGAAACAGACAAAGUAAAUAAAGGGGGGAAGGAAAGAAAUGACGAUUUUUUAUUUGAUCUUACUAAUCAAAAUGCUAUUGAUGAAAAUGAUGACUUGAAAGAAGAAUAUAAUAAAAUAAUAAUUGAAAAAUGUAAAGAAAACAUUCAUUUAGUAAAGAAGUAUGAAGAUCAGCCAAACCAAUCAUCAAUAUUAAAAUUUUUGAAAAAUAAUGAAAGCAAUAAUUACAAUUGUAAACAAGAGUGUAACAAAAUUAACAUAAACCAAAAUAAUUCCCAUUUACUAUUUUUUUAUGCCUUUUAUGAAAAAAUAUUUUUUUAUUUUCCGUAUGAACAUUCAUACCCAUUUGAUUGGCGGUCACAUACACCUGUUCAGGUAAAAUCAUUAUUACAAAUUUAUAUAGAUAUUGAAAAAAUAAAAAAUAAUAAAUAUUUUUUUAAAGGUAUAAAAAAUAUAAAUUUUUUAAAUAAUAAUAAUAAAAAUUAUUUAAUAAAUACAAUGGAAAAUCGAAAUGAAUGGUGUUUAAGUAGACAAAAAUAUUGGGGAUUAAAUAUUCCAAUAAAUGAUAUUAAAUUAAAUGAUAAUAAAAAAAUAAGUUUUAAAAAUCAAAUUAUGGAUGUAUGGUUUGAUUCCUCAGUUUCAUAUCUCUAUGUUUUACACAUGUGUAAGCAUAUCCUAUAUAAUAUAUAUUUAAAGAAAAUAUUAUCAGCUUUUAAAAAUGACUAUACUACCAACCUUGAUAGUAAUAAAUUUAUAAACAAAGAUGAUAAACCUAUACUACAUUGGUAUGGAAACAAUAAAUAUUUGAAUAUCAAACCAGAUAUACGAUCAUUUUAUAUGUAUGACAUAUAUAAAGAAAUUAGCCAAAAUGGCCAAUUCAGCGAAAUAGACUUACUUAAAAAUAUUAUCGAAAAAAAAAAUAUAUUUGAUCCAGAAAAAAAUUAUAAAAAUAUAAUAAAAGAAAUAAAAAAUAAAAGCAAUUAUUUUAAAAUAAACAAAAUUGAUGACAUAAUUUUUAAUAGUAAUAAAAAAAAAGAUAUAUAUAAAAAUGAUCUAUCAAUAUUCUUAUGUUGUGAAGGAAUAGAUCAAAUAAGAGGAUGGUUUCAAUCUUUUUUUUUUAUUUAUUUUAUUUUAAAUUAUAUAAAUGGAAAGAAUACAGAUUUUCCAUCUCUUGAAAAGUAUCUCCCUAUAAAAAAUGUUAUAGUUCAUAAUUAUGUUGUCGAUCAAAAUAAUGUAAAAAUGAGUAAAAGCUUAAAUAAUGUUAUUUCUCCAAGGGAUAUAUUUUUAGGGAUUAAUAAUGGGGCCAAAAAAAUGACAAAAAAUGUGGGUGUAACAAUGGAAAAUUACCAACCAACUGACCAACAAAAUCCCCAACCAAGCUCGACGUUGCAUAGGAAUGAAACUGAUGAUAAAGACAAAUGCAUUAACAAUUCAUGUAAAGAAAUGAAAAAUGUUAAAAAUAUAUUUGACGAUUUUACAAAAAACAUCAAGGAAAAAAAAAAGUUCAAUGCUGAUAUUGUAAGGCUAUGGGUGUGUUGCUAUAACUUUUUGGACAGGAAUAUUUCUAUUAGUCAUGAUAUAUUAGAAAAUAUUAACAAACAUAUAUAUUUAAAAAUAUAUAACACACUUAAAUUUUUAUUAAAUAAUAUAUAUGAUUUAAAUUUUGCAGAAAAAAAAAUAGAAUAUAAUAGCCUUCAAAUUAUGGAUAAAUAUAUAUUAUAUAAAAAAGAUUGCUUAAUUAAAAAUUGUUUAAAUAGUUAUAAAAAUUUUCAAUUACAAUUACUUAUUAAAUAUAUAUUAAACUUUAUACAUAAAGAUUUAGCAAUAUAUAUUGAUUAUAGUAAAGAUAGAUUAUAUAUACAUGAAAAAAAUUCUAUAAAUCGAAGAAAUUGUCAAAAGGUUUUCUACAAAAUUAUUAUUGACUUGUUGAGAAUAUUAGCACCUAUAACACCACAUUUGUGUGAGGAUUUAUAUCAAAGUUUUCGAAAUUUGAAAAAUACCAAUUUAAAUAAAUUAAAAAAAAUAAAUGGAAAAAUAAAAUCAAUUUUUUCACUACCAUUUCCAAAAAUAAAAAAUUACAAACAAGUUAAUUUAGAUAUAUUAUUCUUAAUAAAAUAUUAUAUUCAUAAACAGCUAAAUUCGUAUUUCUCAAAUUCACUACUAGCCAUAGUUUAUAUUUAUUGUGAUAAUGAUGAGGUUCUUAAUUUAUUAAAACAGUUUUUGAAAAAUGGGAGUCCAUUAGACAAUUUUAAUAAUAAUGAUGAUCUUCGAUUUGUAUUCAAUGUAUCGAAUAUUAUUCUAUGUAAUGAUUUAUCCGAUGUUCAACAAAUGGAUGAAAAUUAUAAAACAUAUAAAAUCCCUCUCCUUACUAAUAUUAUGAACAGCAAUACAAAUGACAACAAUAUUUCAGACGAUUUUUUUCAGAAAGAUGACCAAAAACAUGAUUUUGAAAAUAUACCAAAUUUUGACGAACACACUAAAUAUGCAAACUUAAGCAUAGGAAUAAAAAAAUCGGAAUCACACCGUUGCUCCAGGUGCUGGAUGUACGGUGAGACAGUAAGUUUCUUUAAGGAGAACUUUUUUUGCCCAAGAUGUUUGGAUAUAAUAAAAAAAUAUUUAUAA
Plasmodium vinckei vinckei is the source of this 4596-nucleotide messenger RNA. Its product is annotated as isoleucine--tRNA ligase, putative. The record is from RefSeq and is a predicted model, not a curated record. Gene Ontology annotation, biological process: isoleucyl-tRNA aminoacylation. Gene Ontology annotation, molecular function: ATP binding; tRNA binding; isoleucine-tRNA ligase activity. NCBI's taxonomy places the organism in Eukaryota, Apicomplexa, Aconoidasida, Haemosporida, Plasmodiidae. The transcript has 4 exons. Bases 1 to 4596 code for a protein of 1531 amino acids.